Messenger RNA from Penicillium samsonianum, 2643 nucleotides. RefSeq names its product ATP-binding protein. The transcript is spliced from 3 exons. The record is from RefSeq and is a predicted model, not a curated record. Lineage: Eukaryota; Fungi; Ascomycota; Eurotiomycetes; Eurotiales; Aspergillaceae. Gene Ontology annotation, molecular function: ATP hydrolysis activity; ATP binding. Bases 1 to 2643 code for a protein of 880 amino acids.
AUGUAUCCUCAUUCAAACCCAGCUCGCCCUCGUGACGAGCUGUACAUGACCAACACCAUCUCUGAGAAUCUCAGCGGCAAAGACGCCCCACAAGAGCAACCAGUUCCUACUUCGCUCGGAGGGGCAACUCAUCCUCCUCUUGAUGGUACGCCUUACAUUUCGAAUCCCAGAACGAAGCAAGAACAUCAAAACAACCAGGAUUACUCAUUCAAACUCAUGCUGUUAGAACAGCAGAACGUCGCCCGACGAAAUAGGAUGGCUGCAUCCCAGGGCAGCGCAUACCAAAGGCCAGUCGAGCCUAAUAACCCUGUCCCUUCUUUCGGGCCGGCGCUGGUCAACAAUCAAAACAUGCCAGGCCCUUUCCCGCCGGGUCCUGUUCCAUAUCAAUAUCCCCCAGUCCCGGUGUAUCCUACCAAUGCUCCUUACGCUCCUACAAGGCAACAGAUUCCAAGUCCACAGUCUGUGGACUUAUACAAUAUGAAUCCGCAGUACUCAAACACCGUUCGCUCGGACACGUACACUCCUCCCAGCCAAGGAAGUGUCUCUCUAUCAGAGGCCAAUGACCUCAAGGCCCAAAUCGCAGCUCUGCGAGACAAGGUCCGGGAGCUGGAAGGAAAGCCCGUCCUGCCCAUAGCCUCAAAGUAUCAGAUCCUUUAUCGGAUUGAGAAAGACGGCACCUAUCCGAGUGACAACCACAGCAUGAACGAUAGCGACGAUGAAUUCAGCCCCAGGCACAGGCCACGCGGAUCUAGGCCCAGCUCUCCAUGGAUGGGGAUUUAUACCGACCCCCCUGAGCUCAUCCAUCGAAACAUGGGUGCGCCAUAUCUGCGCUGCAAUGAUCCGCUGACUAACUUCGAGCUGUACCUCGCUCUCAACAGAGACAUAUCUUUUGUAGUUUUCCGGAACUACAAAAGAAGGACCGAGCCUCAGUCACCGAACACAAAGUAUGGCAAGCCAGAGCCAUUCAGUGAGAGCAUUUUUCCAGUUUCUGAAGAUCUGAAAGACGUGAUCGCAGAUUUCCUCAGGGGCGAAGAGUUUCGAUCCAUGUACAGUGACUACCGGCACACGGGAGAGGUCCAGUCGCCUUAUCUCUUCGUCUACCAUAACCGGGGCGUUGGAGAAUCGGAAAUCAAACGAGGGCUGAGCUCAGAGGCACAAAGACAAUUUGACCUCUUCAUGGACUAUGUCCAAGAGGCUUGUGGCAAUGAAUACACUGCAGCAGACCUGCUUUUCGAGAAAGGCAAAAUUCGCCCGGAGUACGUUCAAUAUCUGUUCAAGCCCAACGAAGUCCUAGUUUGGAACCAAAAAAAAGAGCAUACAGGUUAUGUAGUCAGGGACUGGCCAAUCCGAAGCAUAGACAUCCAGGACGGCAAUCCUUGUUGGUGGAUCAGUGUCCAGACCUGGGACUUCGAUGGCGACUUUUAUAAAUCUCGGACUAGGCUCAGCUUUGUGAUUCCAUCACAGCAUGCCGUGGAGGUGCCGCCGUCGCUUAAUGUGGAUUAUUUGCCGCAUGAUUCUAGCCUUCCUCUAUCCCAUAGUGACUCAGACAAAGAGUGUGCUAUCACGGACCUUGCGGUAUACCCAAUCAAGUACGCUCCUGAUCAUCUCGUCCGGAAGCUUCAGCGCCGCGGGGAGAUUUUCUGGACAUUCCGCACGCAGAAGUACGUGUCCUAUCAGGCAACCAAAGAAGAGAAUUUCCAGACCAUGGCCGACGACCGAUACAUCAUAGACAUGAAGACAUACAACAGACUACAUCCAGUCCCGACCGGGUAUUUGAACAACGGCUCACGCAGAAAGACACUCGAUUACCGAGCCAUGACCAGAGAGCAACCCCCACCAGAGCCAUUCAGCCUGUUGAUGCCUCCGAGGGUGACUGGCUUCAACCUCCGACGCAAGAAAUGGUUCGAGCUCUCAGUCGACCGCAUCUCACAUGUCGAGUGGAACAAAGACGCCUUCGAGAGUUUAGCCAUCGACUCUAAAUCCAGAGACCUUAUCGAAGCACUGGUGACCAACCACGUCGAGCCCGAGUACUCCGCCGAUUUGAUCGCCGGUAAAGGCAAUGGACUUAUCUUGCUUCUGCAUGGUGGGCCGGGAACAGGAAAAACACUGACCGCAGAGAGUGUGGCUGAAAUAGCCGAGAGGCCUCUCUAUCGAGUCACAUGCGGCGACGUCGGCAUCAAGCCCGAGGAGGUAGAGAAGUACCUCGAGUCUGUGCUACACCUGGGCAAGAUCUGGAACUGCGUAGUCCUGCUCGACGAAGCGGAUGUUUUCCUCGAGCAGCGCAGCCUGGAAGAUCUGAACCGGAACGCGCUCGUAUCGGCUUUCCUGCGCGUGGUGGAAUAUUUCGAGGGAAUCCUGAUCUUGACCACUAACCAGGUAGGUACCUUCGAUGAGGCGUUCAAGUCGCGUAUCCAGCUGGCACUCCACUAUCCCCCCUCGCGACUGGAUGGGUUUGAUGAAGAUGCCGUUGAUGUUGAAAAUCUUAUGGGGAGCUUGGAUGUGCUUCAGAGGGAGAAGUUGAAUGGUCGGCAAAUUCGAAAUGCCGUCACCUCUGCUCGUCAGUAUGCAAAGUGGAAAAAAGAGGUUCUCACGUAUGAUCACCUCAAGGAUGUGAUUGAGGUGUCUGCGAGGUUCGAUGACUGA